AUGCCGUUUGGAAUUGCAUAUGAUACCGUUACCACUCUAGCACGUUGGAGUAUUCAUGGGUUCUACAGAGAAAUUAAAAUAAUCGGUUAUGACAAUAUACCGAAGGAAGGGCCAAUUGUUGUCUGUUCAACGCACAGUAAUAUGAUCGUUGAUGUAGCAGUACUAGCUGUUACGUUUCCUCACAAAAGAAAAUUGCAUUUCUGGGCAAAGAAUUCUUUGUUUUCUAACAAGUAUUUUAGACCAGUGUUGGUUAGCGGUGGUGUAGUGCCAGUGGAUAGAACCACCAAGAACAAUCAAUCAUUAUUCAAGGCUACAUUUGAGGUGUUGAGAUUAGGAGAAAUCGUUGCGGUCUUUCCAGAAGGUACAUCACAUUCGGAAUCACGUCUCUUGGAAUUAAAGGAUGGUGCUUCAUGGGCCGCUUUGGAAUAUUCUUUGAAUUUGGCUAAACAAGAGCCGGUCAGUGAGGAGGAGAAUGAUGUUAGGAAAGAGCAUGGAAUAUCACAGCCAGUUAUAAUUGUUCCAUGUGGAAUAACUUACAUGCGAAAAUCGAAGUACAGGAGUACAGUGAUAGCCGCAUAUGGGUCCCCAAUACGGAUCGAGCCAUACCUUGAAGAAUUUGAAAAUAAUAAUCGCUCAACUGUUAAGAAAUUAACAAAACACAUCGAGUCUGAAAUAGAAAAAUUAACUAUAAAUGCAUCAGAUUGGAAAACGUCUAAUGCCGCAUCCAUGACCAGAUUGCUGUUGUUUUCUGAUGACAAGCGCAUUCCACUAGAGGAUUUCGUAAAGGUCACUCAAAGUCUUGUCAAUUUUUACACGAGCACGAAUCCAGAAGUGGUUUCAUUGAAAAAUUCACUUGAUCAGUACAAAACUGCGUUGGACAUGCUUCAACUUUCAAAUGCGGACAUAUCAAGAUACGAAGAACGCAGUCUCUCUAUACCCUGGGCACUUUAUACAUUGAUGUGCGAGUUAUUCAAAUUUUUGAUUCAGUUGCCAUUCUUCUUGCCAAGUCUAUUUUUCCAUUGGCCAAUUUAUGCGUUGGGUAAAGUUUCAGUGAAGUUUGAAAAAUACGAAGAAUCGAUGGCCCAAAAUAAAAUUUUCUUGGGUCUGGCGUGGUUAAUGAUUUCAUACACGGUACUAUUCUUCACAAUUUGGACUUUAUUUUUUUAUACUCCUUUGGGUUUCAUACUUUCUGCCGGUGCCGUGUUUAUAUUCGCUUGGUACCAUGUUGCUUUUAUUGAUAUUCAAUAUGAUACAUUCAAAGAGCUUGUCGCGUCAUUUAGAUUGUUUGCGGCGCUUUGCAGCAAGAAAGGCAGUAAGUCAAGAGAACAACUAGAAAAUUUAGUAAUGAAACGUAGAGAUUGCAUAGAUACACUGGGAAAGAUUAGUAAAGAAUAUCGAAGUAGAAGCGAUGAUUUAAGAUUAGUAUUAGAAAUAAGUGAGAGAGAAUGUAUAAGCGACGACAGGGGAAAGAAACGAUAUUAA
Messenger RNA from Acaulospora morrowiae, 1482 nucleotides. The record is from the annotation of a GenBank genome assembly. Lineage: Eukaryota; Fungi; Glomeromycota; Glomeromycetes; Diversisporales; Acaulosporaceae.